GAAAGAAGAAUAAUGCAACCAAAACAAUCUUAUGUCAAUAUUUUAUUAAUUCAAAGAAAUGUUAUUAGUAAUUUUCUUAUAUUGUUAUUAGAAAUGUAAUUAUCUCAAUAAUUGGUUGUGUAAGUUAUACAAAAUGGUUCAAUUUAAAGAAAAUUUCAACGUUUUGUUGACAUCUGUGAAAGUUACGGUAAGUUUUAUUUUCUUUCUGUCACAAAUAGUAUCGAAAAAUAUUUAUUUCUAUAUUACGCAAUGCCAGAUUUAUUAGUAGAAAAUAAAAAGAAAGUUACAGAAGCAUUGAUAAUAAUAGAGAUUAAAUUAGUGUUAGUUUGACGUUGUUUUGUUUGUUUAUAGUUAUCUUGUUAUCCCUCUGUGUGUAUUUGGAACAAUAUUAUAACGCCUCUAGUGAUUUAACGUCUCUUAAAGUGUUCGAUUUUGUAAAUAGAGGUUAUGAGGCUCUAUAUUAUUAUUUUUUAUCUAUUCUCGCAACUUUUCAGUCACAAAAUUAGGUCAAGUAAUUAGUCUUAAGAUGAAAAAUUAUGAAUUUCGAAUCUAAUUAUUUCUUUUACAUUAAUUUAUGCACAAUUCAUAAAAUUAAAAAAUAAUUUUAUUAGUUGAGUAAAGAUUUAUAACCUACUUAUUUGUUUCGCAUUGUAUCAAUUACUUCACUUUAUAUGUAUCUAUCGACAUAAUUUCUUAUUAUAUUAUAUAAGCUCUUGUUGUGUGGAUUAGUUUAAAGAAAUAUUCUUACUUUCAUUUCUUUAUAACAAGAAAAAAUAAUAUUGUGAAAUAGUGCAAUCAAUAAAUCAACUUUUAAAUGGUAGACGAGUACAGGGUGGGUAACGAUAACUGGCGUCGGCCAUAUCUCAUGAACGGAUUAUCUUACGGUUUCAGAGGAAAAGUGGCCCCGAUAAAUACGUUGAUUAUUUUUAUAAUUUUAGAAUUAAAGGACGUACUUGAAAAUAUGAAUUUGAAAUAGUAACUUUUUAAAAGUUACCCAAUUAAGUGGUACUUGAUAUACGAUAAUCGAAUCGCGGUGGGGGAAAGUGGGAACCUUAUUCUGAAAAAAUGUCUGAGUCCGGUUCUGCUCAACCGAUUUUCAUAAACUUGAUAUUAUCCGAAAGGACUUUUGUUCAGUAAUUCAAUUUAUAUAAAUUCUAAGCAAUUUUAUUAGUAACGUGAAUACUAGAAUACCCAAAAUUCCCAUAAAAUGCGAAUAUUCGAAUUUAGAAGCGGUCUCAGUACUAGACAGGCACUAGUUGAAGCCCAAAUACUGGUUCAGAACUGCUACGACCAAAGGGAAAAUGUAGCAUUUUUAGUUACUUAGUUUUGGUUCUGUCAAAAGAUAAAAAAAGAAGAAGAGAGGACUGUGAUAAAAAAGAUGGUAGCUUGUAAACUGAUAAUGAAAGUACUAGUAAAUAAGUAUAGUUUUAAUAAAAUAUAUAAAAACAAGAAAUUGAACAAUAAACAAGGAAACAUGGUGUCAGAAUUGUAGUCAAAAAUCGCCGACAGCUUCAAAAAGAAAAAAAGCGUGUUCCAUAGUUUUAAGUAGUGCAUUUUUAGUUAUAUAGUUUUGGUUCUGUCAAAAGAUAAAAAAAGAAGAGAGAACAGUGAUAGAAAACAUGGUACAUUGUAAACCUUAUAAUGAAAGUACUAAUAAAUAAAAUUACUAGUAAAUAAAUAUAGUUUUGAUGAAACAUGAAGAAAAUGUUAAUAUUGAAUAAGUCAUUUUUUACCCUCUUCGCCGUCUAUGGAUAAAAGUAUAGACAAAAAAAAUUCAACGUAACCUUUGUUAUUUCGUAUUUGCAAAGUGAAAGUGGAUCACGAAAUGAAACAAGAUUUUGCGUCUCUCCUCCUCUUUUAUUUAAUAUUAAAAAAAAAUAAACUGAAAUAGUCAAUAUUUAGUCCCAGCGCAGUCAACCAAAAAGAUUGAAUACUUUGUAUUUCAAAAAUGUCUAAAUGCCCCGAAUAUUUUAUAUUUAUGUGUUUGAUAUUGGGGGUGAGUACAUUCCCAGACGGUGCUCCGGUUGACGCUUGCGUAAAAGAAAGAGUAAAUCAACCCCAUCACGGUCAAGCUAGAUCUCAACCCCCGGAAACUAGCCCUUACCAAUUGUUACAAUCAGCAGCGGAUUACGGACCCGGCACACAAAUAACAGUAACAAUCCAAGGAGUUGCCAAUUUUAAAGGGUUCUUAAUACAGGCUAGGGAUGUUGUAACAAAUGAAUGGAUUGGACAGUGGGUGGAAACACCAAAUACGAAGAUUCACCCAGAAUGCAGUGCCAUCACGCAUAGCGAUCCGAAACCUAAACAAGCGGCAACAUUAGUCUGGCAAGCGCCCAAAAAUUCCAGAGGACAAGUUUAUUUCACGGGAACUGUAUUGAAAGGUUAUUCGGAGUUUUGGUCGAAUUUGGUGUCGCAAAUAGGAGCCUAAAAUUGAUUUUAAAAGAAAAACAAAAUACCAUCAUGUAAAAUUUUAAUUAAUUUUUUUUAUAAUUAUAAAUUAUGAUACAAACAAAAUGUAUAGUAAGCUUAUGUUUAAGCAAUAAUUUAAGGAAUAAAUGAGACACAUUUAAAACAAAAA
This is a messenger RNA of Diorhabda sublineata, 2578 nucleotides long. Its product is annotated as reelin domain-containing protein 1. The coding region runs from base 1949 to 2428 and encodes 159 amino acids. The record is from RefSeq and is a predicted model, not a curated record. Gene Ontology annotation, molecular function: oxidoreductase activity, acting on metal ions. Lineage: Eukaryota; Metazoa; Arthropoda; Insecta; Coleoptera; Chrysomelidae. The transcript has 3 exons.